AUGAAGCCCAAUGGCAGCGCGCUGCUCAACGCCUCGCAGCCGGCGCCGCCCGACGGCGCGGGGGCCGGGCGGCUGCGACCCUCCUGGCUGACGUCCACGCUCGCCUUCAUCCUCAUCUUCACCAUCGUGGUGGACGUCCUGGGCAACCUGCUGGUCAUCCUGUCGGUGUACCGCAACAAGAAGCUUCGCAACGCAGGAAAUAUAUUUGUGGUGAGUCUGGCAAUCGCAGACCUGGUGGUCGCCAUUUAUCCAUACCCCUUGGUGCUGACAUCGAUAUUCAACAAUGGAUGGAAUUUGGGCUAUCUGCACUGUCAAGUGAGCGGUUUUCUGAUGGGCCUGAGUGUCAUUGGCUCAAUAUUCAACAUCACUGGGAUUGCCAUUAACCGUUACUGCUACAUCUGCCACAGUCUCAAGUACGACAAGCUCUACAGCAACAAGAAUUCCCUCUGCUAUGUGUUCCUCAUCUGGAUGCUGACACUUGUGGCGAUCGUGCCCAACUUGCAGAUUGGAUCGCUCCAGUACGACCCAAGGAUCUACUCGUGCACAUUCACACAGUCCGUCAGUUCGGCCUACACCAUAGCUGUGGUCGUUUUCCAUUUCAUCAUUCCUAUGAUCAUCGUCAUCUUCUGUUACCUAAGAAUCUGGAUCCUGGUUCUCCAGGUCCGACGCAGGGUGAAACCUGACCACAAACCCAAACUAAAACCGCAGGACUUCAGGAACUUUGUCACGAUGUUUGUGGUUUUUGUACUCUUUGCUAUUUGCUGGGCUCCACUAAAUUUCAUUGGCCUCAUUGUGGCCUCAGACCCUGUCAGCAUGGUGCCCCGGAUCCCAGAAUGGCUGUUUGUGGCUAGUUACUAUAUGGCGUAUUUCAACAGCUGUCUCAAUGCAAUUAUAUAUGGACUAUUGAAUCAAAAUUUCAGAAAGGAAUACAGAAGGAUCAUCGUCUCAUUGUGCACAGCCAGGAUGUUUUUUGUGGAUAGCUCUAAUGAUGUAGCCGAUAGGAUUAAAUGCAAGCCCUCUCCAUUAAUAACCAACAAUAACCUAAUAAAAGUGGACUCUGUCUGA
Molecule: messenger RNA, 1065 nt
Organism: Dipodomys spectabilis (banner-tailed kangaroo rat)
Lineage: Eukaryota; Metazoa; Chordata; Mammalia; Rodentia; Heteromyidae
Gene: Mtnr1a
Product: melatonin receptor 1A
Exons: 2
Coding region: 1-1065 (354 amino acids)
Biological process (GO): G protein-coupled receptor signaling pathway
Cellular component (GO): membrane
Molecular function (GO): melatonin receptor activity
Source: RefSeq, a predicted model, not a curated record